UUUGAAACAUCCUUUGAAAUCCAUCUUCGUUGCUUCAACUCUUCUGGGUCAAUCAAUUCUUUUCAUUCCAAACCCAGAUUCGGCAACACAAGCCCUGCUAGAUUGCACACUUUGUUACUGCCUCAAAUCAAAAUUUUGAACUAAUGAUGUAAAAGUUAGGCUGCGCGGUGUAAAGAGAUUCCAAGUUGCAAAACAUGGCUUUUCCAAACCCAUCCAUGUCAGUUUCUCCACAGAGGAAGAUGGGAAGGGGGAAGAUUGAGAUCAAGCGGAUUGAGAACACCACCAAUCGCCAAGUCACUUUCUGCAAGCGCAGAAACGGCUUGCUCAAGAAAGCAUAUGAAUUAUCUGUGCUUUGUGAUGCAGAGGUUGCUCUAAUCGUCUUCUCUAGCCGCGGCCGUCUCUAUGAAUAUGCUAAUAACAGUGUCAAAGAAACUAUUGAGAGGUACAAAAAAGCAUGCUCAGAUUCGUCUGCUGGAUCUGCUUCUGAGGCUAAUGCUCAGUUUUACCAGCAAGAAGCAGAUAAACUUCGUGCACAAAUAAGUAGCCUGCAGAAUAACAACAGGCAAAUGAUGGGUGAGUCUUUGGGCUCUAUGACUACCAAGGAUCUCAAAAACCUGGAGAGUAAACUAGAAAAAGGAAUUAGUAGGAUUCGUUCAAAAAAGAACGAGCUGCUAUUUGCUGAAAUUGAGUACAUGCAGAAGAGGGAGAUAGACUUGCACAACAACAACCAGCUUCUUCGAGCGAAGAUAGCUGAAAGUGAGAGGAGCCACAAUAUGGGUGUGUUGCCUGGAGGCACAAGCUAUGACUCUAUGCAGUCUCAGCAGCCAUUUGACUCUCGUGGCUACUUCCAAGUCACUGGAUUACAACCCAAUAGUCAGUAUGCCAGACAAGAUCAGAUGUCCCUUCAAUUAGUAUGAAGUGUUAGUGUUGAGAGUCGAGAUAUGUUCUGCUACUUGUAGUUUGCCUUCUAGUAUGAUAGGAGAUGAAUGCUAAGGGUAAUGUAAGCAGAAGCAUCUGUAGGGGAUUUAAGCAUCCCUCAGUACUAUAUAUAUAUGUAAUGCCUUUCUAGACUUUCUUUAAGACUAUCCUGUAUCUAUUGUCAAACUCUCUCUCAUAUAUGUUAGUAUGUCUCCUAACACUAUGGAGAACACAUCUUCACAUCUUUUUCAACCUUUCUUCACUUUCUACAUCAUACCAAUUUUAUUUCUCAACCAAACAACGAUAUGCAAAUAAUGCUCCUUAAUUAUAUUCCUAAUAAUAUCCCUUGCUCUACAAACUUCCAUUGUUUAUCUCCUUUUCUCAUUACCUGUAACUGCAUCUUGCCAAGGGAUGGAAUUCAUACCUCUUUUUUCCAUUUGCUAAUACCAAUGUUUCAUCAUUUUUCCAGCCUGCAACUUUUAGGACUGGUUUUGUUUCAGUAAGACCUUGUUGACUCCCAGGCUGAAAUCAGUUCUCAAGUUUUUAUUAUUAUCAACAUUGCCAAACAUUCCCACAAACAUAUUCUGAUGAAUGUUA
Molecule: messenger RNA, 1515 nt
Organism: Vigna radiata var. radiata (mung bean)
Lineage: Eukaryota; Viridiplantae; Streptophyta; Magnoliopsida; Fabales; Fabaceae
Product: floral homeotic protein AGAMOUS
Exons: 9
Coding region: 195-917 (240 amino acids)
Biological process (GO): positive regulation of transcription by RNA polymerase II
Cellular component (GO): nucleus
Molecular function (GO): protein dimerization activity; RNA polymerase II cis-regulatory region sequence-specific DNA binding; DNA-binding transcription factor activity, RNA polymerase II-specific
Source: RefSeq, a predicted model, not a curated record